Messenger RNA from Sinocyclocheilus anshuiensis, 2655 nucleotides. Its product is annotated as kinesin heavy chain-like. Gene Ontology annotation, molecular function: microtubule motor activity; ATP binding; ATP hydrolysis activity. The transcript is spliced from 21 exons. The record is from RefSeq and is a predicted model, not a curated record. Gene Ontology annotation, cellular component: kinesin complex; microtubule. Lineage: Eukaryota; Metazoa; Chordata; Actinopteri; Cypriniformes; Cyprinidae. Gene Ontology annotation, biological process: microtubule-based movement. Bases 1 to 2559 code for a protein of 852 amino acids.
AUGUCUGCAGUAAAACGCCUAAAUACAGAGAGGAGUUUCAGAGUGGUCGUCCGUCUGUGUGCCCGUGAGAACACACACUCACCCACAGCGAACAGACCAGAACAUUCUGUCUCUUUAGAUGAACCCAGAGCCUCCAUCAAAGUGACACAUCUCAACAGAGUAGUUGUUGACACUGGAAGGAGUCACAAGCCUCAUAUUAUAGACCUUGAUGCAGUCUUAAAUGAGGAGGCAUCACAGAGAGAUGUUUAUGAGUCUACAACAAAGUCUCUGGUCGAGUAUCUAAUGCAGGGUUAUAAUGGCUGUGUAAUUGUCUAUGGCUCUCCGGGCAGCGGUAAAACUCAUACCAUGCAGGGAUGCAGCGUGUCAGCCAAACACAGAGGCAUCAUCAGCCGCGCUGCUGAGGACAUCUUCACCUCCCCAAAGGUAUCUUACUGCAAAAUCAGAGUCUCGUUCUACCACAUUUUCAAUGAAAAGAUUUAUGACCUGUUGGAUCCAAAAGGGAGUGAGGUGAUCUGGGUGCGUGACUGUGAGGAGGUGGUGCGUCUCGAUGGGUUGACGGAGGUGGAAGUGAACUCCGCUCAGGAUCUGCUACAGGUGCAUCGUCGUGGCUCUGCCCUCAGACACACAGGGAUUUCAAAGGGAGAUUUUCCAAGCCGAUCCCAUAUGGUAUUCAACAUUGUGGUCAUUAACACAAUGCUCCAGUCCCCUGAGGGAGUUUUGACAGCCAGCAAACUCACUCUGGUGGAUCUGGCAAGCUCAGGAAAAUGUCGUAGUUCUGUGGUUCCUGACAUUAAGAGAACUUUCAAUGCCACAAAUGAAAACCCACAAGAGACCAAGAUGCUGAAACGCUCCCUCACCAUAUUCGGAAAUGUGAUUUUUGCCCUCAGCUCUGCGGGGUCCCAGCAUGUCCCAUACAGAGAAUCCAAACUAACCCGAGCACUUAGGGACUGUUUGGGAGGGAACUGCCGGACGUGUUUAGUGGUCACGGUGUCAUCUCAAUCAUCUUUAAUAUCUGAAACUCUCAGCUCUCUACAGUUUGCCUCCAGAGCCAUGGCUGUUCCUUCACGACCCAUAUACACAUCUCAAUUACAUUACACACCUGAACAGGUAUGUGCAUAUUUGAAUGGGAAGAAGGACAUUAAUCAUCUGAACAGACAACAGAUUUUACCACCGGUCGGAUCUGACAGAAAGUCGCAGACAUGCUUGCUUCCCAAUCUUUUGAGUUCAGUCAGUCCCUCUGAACAUAAACUCAGCUCAGGUCACUGUGGAGAUGGGACUUUUCUCCCCCAGCUGGAGAAACCAGGCCAAACCGAACCACCUGGGCAUUACAGCCGCGGAUCUCGAUCUGGAGAUGAGAAAAACAGAGCUGAUGGUAACAAGACCCGCUCCCUGCCCCGUUACCUGUCUGGGGCAGUUCUCCAUGAUGCUGGAGGGAGAGAAAGAACUGGAAAGGGAUCAGAGUUUUCAUCUUCACAGCGCCGUUCUGUAGAGCGGCUCUCUACAUCCUCUCUUGAAGCUUUUUCAGCUCCCUCAGCAGCUGUGGAGUGUCCUAACUGUUCCCGGCAACGAAAGAUCCGAGAGGACUAUGACAAGAUUAUCAUUCAGGCUAGGAGAGACAAAGAUUCUCUCAGUCAAAAAGUAGCAGAACUGGAGAAUGAGUUGAGAAAAAGAGCAACACAGGAGAGACAAGAGGGAUUGAGCUGGGAAAAGACAAGAGGAAAUCAAGAAUCUGCAAGCGACACAUCUGCAGAUAUGGGAAUAUUAAAGACUGCAGAGGUGUGUUUGCAAACAGAAGCAGAGGAGCUGAGAUCAGAGCUGAGCACAUGUCGUGAGAGAGAGAAAAUGCUGACACAAACGCUGCACUCUGAGAGAGAGAGACUGACCCAGGAUGUCCAGAAACUGCUCACACAGCUCAACAGCACCAGAGAGAGAAACAGCCAGCUUGUGUCAACCCAUAACAACCAGCAGGAGAGCUUGUUGGCAGAACUACAGACCAGCAGAGAAGAGCUCAAAAGAUUUCGAGAGAGUGUGUCUCUUACCCUCAGCCAGCUCGAGACUGAAAAGGCUGAACUGAUGUCACACUUAGAGGACAUAAAAAGUUCCUAUGAAAAGGUGUGCUUGGAAAAUGCUGGUUUGAGACAGAAACUCAAGUCAUUUUUAAGGGAGAUCAACUCUGCACCCUUUACAGAAUCCAGCAGUCCAGACACAAACACUUCACACACACACGCAGUCACAACGAACACCGAGAUGAUUGUCGUCUCACACCAAGUGUCUCAGCAGUAUCCUGCAGCAGGAAGUGAAUGCUGCUUUAGUCAGUGUGAAGAGUUUCAGCAUCCUGAGGAGGAGUUUACUGAGAAGUCUGAAACCACAAACAACAGCAACUGUGAACAGCCUCUGUAUAAACCUCAAAACCUCUACAAGCAGCUGAGGAGGGAGCACAGUCUAUUACUGGAUGUGAUGCUGGUUUUGUACAGGAGAGAGUGGUUUCUGCAGGAUGCCAUUCCAUACGUGAGACGUACACUCAGGAAGUGUGGACUGAGACCUGAGGAUAUAGACUAAAGACUGUACUUGUGUGUGAGUGAAUGAGGGAUGUGGAGAGUAAAAGUUAUCGUGUAUGAAUCAUAGUUAAGACAUAGUUCACCUAAAAUCGCAAAA